AGCGCGGUAUAUAAACGCUAGUUACUGCCAGUGAGCAUUCAAUUUAUUUUAAACGACGUUUGAAAGCAACCAUGGCUUAUCCGAAUUAUUUUCCAAAACUCCUCAUUCUCAUUUGUAUGGGCAUAAGUGUCAUACAAGCUGGCAGCUCUUCCAGUUCUAUUGUUAAAGGGUCUUUGUUACCAAGUCCACGGAUAUUGAAUGCACGUGUUGCCGCCAGUGGUCAGUUUCCCUACCAAGUUUCGGUACGCGUAGGUGGACAACAUAAUUGUGGUGGCGUUAUAAUUUCUCAAAAUUAUGUACUAACUGCAGCGCAUUGUGUAUACAGUUUCCGUACAUCUCAGCUAACAGUACAGGCGGGUUCGAUUAAUCGCACUGAGGGUGGUGUAGUUGCCGGUGUAUCAAAGAUUACACCUCACGAAGAAUUUUACUUUUACAACAAUGAUAUCGCCUUACUUAAGCUUAACAUUUCACUCGAGUACAGCGAUCUUAUACAACCAAUACCGUUAGCUGCUAUUUUGCCACCCGCUGGUGUACAGGUUACUGUGUCUGGUUGGGGACGUAUUCGUGAAGCUGGUCCACUUUCUGAUACACUGCUGUACGCCAGAAAUCUGUUCGUUUUGAAAACUGAAGCUUGCUCUAAAUUUGUGGGUUCGAGUACACUCCAGAUACUUUGCCUGCAAAAGGUACUCGGAAAUGGAAUUUGUGAUGGAGAUGAUGGUGGUCCAGCUGUUUAUCAAGGCUUUUUGAUUGGCCUUGCCAGUUAUCACUCAAAUGGAUGUGGCAAUAAUAACCCGGAUGGCUUUACUAAGAUACCAUACUUCAAAAGAUGGAUAGUGGAAAACUCUGAUUUGGAUUCCGAAAUUGCUGGAUAAAAGUGAAGGACAUGUACGUUUUCAACAUUUUAUUAAGGAAUGGGAAUAAAAAUAUAAAUAAUUGUAUGAACAUUCAUU
This is a messenger RNA of Rhagoletis pomonella (apple maggot), 950 nucleotides long. Its product is annotated as serine protease SP24D-like. Gene Ontology annotation, molecular function: serine-type endopeptidase activity. The record is from RefSeq and is a predicted model, not a curated record. The transcript has 2 exons. Lineage: Eukaryota; Metazoa; Arthropoda; Insecta; Diptera; Tephritidae. Gene Ontology annotation, biological process: proteolysis. The coding region runs from base 72 to 872 and encodes 266 amino acids.